Messenger RNA from Microthlaspi erraticum, 1065 nucleotides. The record is from the annotation of a GenBank genome assembly. NCBI's taxonomy places the organism in Eukaryota, Viridiplantae, Streptophyta, Magnoliopsida, Brassicales, Brassicaceae.
AUGCCGAUGACGGUUGUCUCCGGUCGAUUCUCACCGGCGUUCCUCCCGAUUCGAUUUCCAGUCUCGCGGUUGCUUCCCGUCAAGUACGCCGACCAAAGACGCGUUGUUUUCGUUCCCAGAUCAGCUCGCGCCUCUUCUUCUGCUUCCGUUUCCGUCGAGACGAACUCGAGUGUGAAUUCUGCUAUCGAGAAAGAGAAACACAGGGAAGAGCAGGAGAUUCUAGCUUGUCCCAUCUGUUAUAACUCCUUGGCAUGGAUUAGUCAACCUAAUGGAUUAAUAGAAUCUGCUCUCUCUGGUACUCAAUUACAAUGCAAUACCUGUAAAAAGAGCUACUCGAGUAACGAGACGCAUCUUGAUUUGGCUGUGGCUAGUGGAAGCAAGCAAUACAGUGAACCAAUGCCUCUUUCCACUGAGUUAUUCAGAACUCCAUUAGUCUCCUACCUUUACGAGAGAGGUUGGCGUCAGAAUUUCAUAUGGGGUGGCUUUCCAGGACCAGAGAAAGAGUUUGAAAUGGCUAAAGAGUACCUGAAGCCUGUUUUGGGAGGCAAUAUCAUUGACGCCAGCUGCGGAAGUGGGUUGUUCUCGAGGUUAUUCGCUAGAAGCCAGCUGUUUUCUCUGGUGAUUGCUCUUGAUUACUCUGAGAACAUGCUGCGACAGUGCUAUGAACUUUUGAAUCAAGAAGAGAACUUUCCCAACAAAGAGAAACUUGUUCUGGUCCGAGCAGACAUAGCUAGACUCCCUUUCCUUUCGGGUUCGGUUGACGCUGUCCAUGCUGGUGCUGCUCUGCAUUGCUGGCCUUCACCAUCCUCAGCUGUUGCUGAGAUCAGCCGUGUUCUUAAACCUGGAGGAGUUUUUGUUGCAACCACAUUCAUCUAUGAUGGCCUUUUCACUUUUAUCCCCUUCUUGAAGAAUCUUCGCCAGGAAAUAAUGAGAUAUUCAGGUGCGCACACAUUUCUGAGUGAACGUGAGCUUGAAGAUCUCUGCAGAGCCGGUGGACUCGUUGGCUUCACUCGUGUUAGAAACGGACCAUUCAUAAUGCUCUCCGCCACUAAACCCAGCAGAUAA